Molecule: messenger RNA, 894 nt
Organism: Verticillium dahliae VdLs.17
Lineage: Eukaryota; Fungi; Ascomycota; Sordariomycetes; Glomerellales; Plectosphaerellaceae
Exons: 5
Coding region: 1-894 (297 amino acids)
Biological process (GO): carbohydrate metabolic process
Source: RefSeq, a predicted model, not a curated record
AUGGCGCUGGUGCCUAAACCACUGCACCUCCCUCCACCUCAGGUGCCGACUCCAGUUGGGCGCUGUUUCCUGGCUAAGACAAAACCACCAUGGGCUCAGAAAACCAGCAGUACGUUGUGGAGGACGAAAUCGCUGCCUUCUUUCUCCAAGACGUCGAUCCCCCGCGCAAGUUGCGAUGCAUUAGCCAGGGAGCUCGUUGACGGUGACCAAGUCGUUCCAGUCGCAGUGCAGGGAGCCUGCUCGUACACGGUAUACGCUGGACCAAACCUUGGCCACAUCGUUCAGUUUCGCCUCAAGACUCUCGGGCUGAAGGUGGAGACCGCGGCUCUUGCCCGACAGGUCUUCAACACCUUAGCGCCAGACGUAUCGUUCAAGCAACAGCUCGGCGAAGACUGCACGACACCUAGGCGGGAGCCUCUACUCGUCUACGUCAUGGCUCAAAACUCACCCGAGAGGAAAGCCUGUCGUAAGAACCCGAUGCAGGAUGUUGCAAGAUUCUUUGCUCUUGCCUGGAAGACGCCGCAGGAGGUUGGCCGGACCGAUUGCGAUUGCAUGGCUGAGAUCUUCCAGAAAGAGCUUCAGAUGCUGCUCAUCGCGCUGCCCGACCAGCUUCACCGGCACGCCGACGUGUCCAUGGCGUCAUUCAGCUACGACGCUGAGAGAAGAGAGUUCAUCUCAUACGAUACGCCGCGCUCCGUUCGGCAAAAGAUCUCCUACCUGAAAGAGAAAGGACUCGCGGGAUCCAUGUUCUGGGAAGCGAGCGGCGAUAGGGCGGAUGAAAACAGUUUGAUCUCUAUGAGUUCUGAACUCUUGGGCCCAUUCACGGGUCAGGCUCAGAAUCAACUUGACUACCCCAACAGCCAAUACGAAAAUAUCAGAGCAGGAAUGGAGUGA